AGUAUAUGUAUAACCCAACCCACACCACUCUACUCCCAAAAUUAUAAACCCCGCCGCUCGUUAUCAGUUAUCGCAACCCUAAAAUCCUAUUAUUCAAUGCGGAGAAAUGGUCGGGAUUUCGCGUUCUAUUAAGCUCACCGUCUCAAACUCCUGCGGCGGCAGAAAUUGUCACCGGAAACACGUCGAGGACGGGUGAACUCUUCGAUCAACGCGGUAAUUUCAUCGUCUGAAUUUCGGUUUUUCUUUCGGUUUUACUUUUCAUUUAUUUAGUCUGUGAAAAUGUCGAAUGAAGAUCGUAACCGUGUGUUGCACGGUAAGUACGAGCUCGGGCGUCAAUUAGGUCACGGUACGUUCGGGAAAGUGUAUCACGCACGUAAUCUACAGUCCGGCAAAAAUGUCGCCAUGAAAAUUGUUAGUAAAGAGAAAGUAAUUAAAAUCGGAAUGACGGAACAAGUGAAACGUGAGAUAGCGGUUAUGAAGAUGGUGCGUCACGAUAAUAUUGUUAAUCUCGAUGAAGUCUUGGCUAGUAAAUCGAAGAUUUAUUUCGCGAUGGAGCUCGUCCGUGGCGGCGAAUUGUUUUCGAAAGUUGAGAAAGGGAGGAUUAAAGAGGACGAGGCGCGGCAUUAUUUCUAUCAGCUAAUUUCGGCAAUAGAUUUUUGUCAUAGUCGCGGUGUUUAUCAUCGUGAUUUGAAACCGGAGAAUUUGUUGUUAGAUGAACAGGGUAAUUUGAAAGUUACUGAUUUCGGAUUGAGUGCUUUUUCGGAACAAUUAAGGCAGGACGGGCUUUUGCACACGAGCUGUGGGACUCCGAAUUAUGUUGCACCCGAGGUUAUUGCGAGAAAAGGAUAUGAUGGUGCGAAGGCUGAUAUUUGGUCUUGUGGUGUGGUAUUGUAUGUGCUUUUAGCUGGAUUUAUGCCGUUUCAUGAGGAUAAUAUUGUUUCGUUGUAUCGGAAGAUUCACCGUGGUGACUUUAGGUGUCCGCCUUGGUUUUCAGCAGACGCGAGAAGGCUUAUUGUCAGAAUGUUGGAUCCGAAUCCGAAUUCUAGGAUUUCCAUCUCCAAAAUUAUGCAGACUUCGUGGAUGAAAAAGGCGGUGCCGAGAAGUGUAGAAAAGGAAGAGGAUCCUCAGGGAUGUGAAGGUAAACAGAUAGAAACACUGAAUGCUUUUCACAUAAUUUCAUUGUCGCAAGGUUUUGAUUUGUCGGCUUUGUUUGAAAAUGAAAAGAAUGAGGGGAAGGAAGAGAUGAGAUUUGCAACAACAAAGACCCCUAGCAGUUUGAUAUCGAAGCUGGAGGAGUUAGCAGAUAGUGCAAAAUUAAGUGUUAAGAAGAGUGAUUCGAGUGUGAGAUUGCAAGCAAGGGAGAAUGGAAGAAAAGGCAAAUUAGGAAUAGCGGCGGAGAUGUUUGAAUUGGCACCUUCUUUGAUGGUGGUGGAGGUGAAGAAGUGUGGUGGCGAUACUAUGGAGUACAAUCAGUUCUGCAGAAAGGAGCUCCGGCCAGCUCUUAAAGACAUUAUCUGGACUUCAAAGGAGCAUGAUUCGAGGUCUGAUUAAUUGGUUUUCUUAUUAAAUUUGCUUUUGAGCUUGUUGCAUUAAUACGAUUACAUGUAUGAAUCUGUUUUUAAUUUGUAACCUGGAGUUGAAGAACAUGUUCUGGCAACUUAAAUUCUUUAUUGCAUCAGCUGGUUCUUAUAAUCA
Messenger RNA from Daucus carota subsp. sativus, 1695 nucleotides. Its product is annotated as CBL-interacting serine/threonine-protein kinase 6. Lineage: Eukaryota; Viridiplantae; Streptophyta; Magnoliopsida; Apiales; Apiaceae. Bases 280 to 1551 code for a protein of 423 amino acids. Gene Ontology annotation, molecular function: ATP binding; protein serine/threonine kinase activity. The transcript has a single exon. The record is from RefSeq and is a predicted model, not a curated record. Gene Ontology annotation, biological process: signal transduction; protein phosphorylation.